Molecule: messenger RNA, 1247 nt
Organism: Mercurialis annua (annual mercury)
Lineage: Eukaryota; Viridiplantae; Streptophyta; Magnoliopsida; Malpighiales; Euphorbiaceae
Exons: 4
Coding region: 192-974 (260 amino acids)
Source: RefSeq, a predicted model, not a curated record
UUAAAAAAACUUUAGUCUUGUAUAAAUGGAGAAACUUGUAACGUCGUUUUGAAUAUAGAGCCCUCUCUUGUUUUCUCUUUUCCCCAAAAUCAAAAUACAAAAUCCCGCUUCCUAUUCUUGAAAUACCCAAAUCUUCUUCUUCUUCCUCUCUGUUCUUCAGACCAAAAAAAAAUAUAAAAAAUAUUGGUGAAAUGGCUAACUAUCGUCGUUUUUCUCCGAAUUUAGACGACGGACAACAAUGGCUACCACCGUCUGAUAUUUUUGUUAAUGAAGUUGGUCUAAGACCACCCUCCUUUAAACAUAGUAAUAGUAACAGUAACUACCCUACUCAUAUUUCUUGCAUGGAAGAUCUUGCUGCCCAUUUUGCCGCCCUGUCGUUUCUCAAGAAUCACCACCGCUCUUUAACUCACUCGCCACCCAUUUCAAAACCGCCAUUAAUUUUGAACUCACAGAGACUUAAAAUGGCGGUUUGUGACCAUAUGCCACCUGGGUAUGUUGGUUAUGGCGGCCGCGGCGAAGGUGGUGGUGGUGCUGAACUUAGCCAUAGGUAUUUUAAUCGGUACGGAGGCGGUUCUAAUUUAACCCGGCCUGACCCGUUUUACGAGUUUCUUUCCCGGUCAAAACAGGGUGAUGGCUUUCUUGAAGAAACAAUGCCUAGGGUUUUGCAAAGGCAAAGAAACCAUUUCCAAAGUCGGAUUUACCCGUUUAAAGGAAAUGGGUCUGGCGGUGGCGGUGGCUGUGGCGGUGGCGCGGUGAGAGAAUCAGGAGGUACUGGUGUUUUCCAUCCUCGCAUAGUGAACCCCACGGUGGCCUCUUGUGAUUCUAAAAGAAAACAAAGUAUACGAUGCAGACAAGGUGAAGGCGAGGGUAAUCAGAAUAGGAAUUCAAUGAGAAGGGUGAUGAUGAAGAAUCAAGAAGAAUGCUACUACCAUCUUCCACCAGAGAUGGAUUUGCCUCAAGACUGGACUUAUUGACUUAAUUUCUUCUCCUGCAGCCUUUAGUUUUAGCUUUGUAGAAAAUGAUGUUCAUGGAAUAAGAGCUGUUGGAGAAGAAGAUUUAAUAGAAGAAAAAAAAAACUAAUUAGGCAAUGUGUCUGUUUUUGCUACCAAAUUACAACUAAUUAAGCUUUUGUAGAAAUAAAUAAUGACAAGUUUUUGGUUUGAAUUCAGAUGUAAUUUGACUGGACAAGUAGUAAAGCUAGUAUAUUUGAUACUAAAAAUAUUAAAAUAAUAGUAUUAUAUUAUCUU